Messenger RNA from Sesamum indicum (sesame), 2143 nucleotides. It is a transcript of the gene LAF3, whose product is annotated as Amidohydrolase family. Gene Ontology annotation, molecular function: hydrolase activity, acting on carbon-nitrogen (but not peptide) bonds. NCBI's taxonomy places the organism in Eukaryota, Viridiplantae, Streptophyta, Magnoliopsida, Lamiales, Pedaliaceae. The record is from RefSeq and is a predicted model, not a curated record.
UAGUGAAAAAUGCAUUUUUUUCGGAAGUAUCUGUUCUUACUUACCUACUCUGCUCUAAUGGACAAUCUGCGGUUGUUACUCUCCGCCGUAGCUGUCGUUCUCGUCGCCGUCGUUUCGUCCCCUUCUCUUCACAAAUUCUUGUCCCUAAACCAGCUUUCGUUGCGUGGCGGAGAAGUGGCGGAUUUGGUGGUGAUAAAUGGGACUAUAUACACCAGCGACGCUGCUUUCCCUUUUGCUGAUUCAAUGGCCAUUCGCAGCGGUCGGAUUCUUCGAGUUGGCAACUCUUCCUCCAUGCAGGAUUUGGCUGGAUCUGGAACUAGAACAUUAAAUCUUCAGGGGAAACUGGUGGUUCCUGGAUUUAUUGACUCACAUGUUCACCUGAUUUAUGGAGGAUUGCAGAUGGCUCAAGUUCAACUCCACGGUGUCAACCAAAAAGAUCAGUUUGUGAACAAGGUCAAAGAGGCAGUAUCAUAUUUGCAACCUGGUAUCUGGUUGCAAGGUGGUGGUUGGAACAACGAUCUAUGGGGAGGAGAGCCGCCUAUGGCAUCUUGGAUUGAUGAUAUUACUCCUCAUAAUCCUGUCUGGCUGAUGAGAAUGGAUGGGCACAUGGGUUUGGCUAACUCUCUAGCACUAGAUAUUGCUGGAAUAUCUAAAAAUACAGUGGAUCCAGAAGGUGGAACUAUUAUGAGAAACAGUAUUGGAGAACCUACUGGUUUGUUGAUUGAUUCUGCAAUGAAGCUUGUAAUGUCCUGCAUCCCGGAGGUCUCAGUGGAGGAGAGGCGGGAAGCUCUGUUAAGAGCUGCCAAUUAUGCCUUGACGAGAGGUGUUACGACAGUUGUUGAUUUAGGGCGUUAUCUUCCUGGUGCAUCACCAGAACUCUCGUGGGAAGAUUUUUCAGAUGUCUAUAAAUGGGCUGAUUUAUCAGGAAAGAUGAAGAUUAGGGUUUGCUUGUUUUUUCCAAUGGAGACUUGGACACGGGUGCAUGAGCUUAUAACUCAAGCAGGUCGUAAGUUGAGCCCAUGGAUUUAUUUAGGUGGCAUGAAAUCUUUUGCAGAUGGAUCUUUGGGAUCCAACAGUGCACUGUUUUAUGAGCCAUAUGUUGAUGAACCACUCAAUUAUGGCCUGCAAGUGACAGACACAGAUAUGCUGUACAAUAUGACUCUCUCUUCUGAUAAAGCUGGCCUUCAGGUUGCUGUUCAUGCCAUAGGCGACAGGGCCAAUGGCUUGAUACUGGACUUGUAUAAAUCAGUUGCUUCUGAGAAUGGAAUGAGGGACAGAAGAUUUAGGAUUGAGCAUGCUCAGCAUUUGGCUCAUGGGGCAGCUGCCAGGUUCGGGGAACAAGAAGUUAUUGCCUCAGUGCAGCCUGAUCACUUAUUAGAUGAUGCUGAUUCUGCCAGAAAAAAACUUGGGGUUGAGAGAGCAGAUGGAGAAUCAUACUUAUUUCAUUCCCUCCUUGCCGGCAAUGCGCAGUUGGCACUUGGCUCUGACUGGCCAGUAGCUGACAUGAAUCCUUUGGGAAGCAUAAAGACAGCAGUGAAAAGAGUACCUCCUGGUUGGACAAAAGCUUGGGGUCCAUCCGAACGCCUUAGUCUGAGUGAUGCGUUGAAUGGGUACACCAUUUCAGCUGCUCGUUCGUGCUUCCUUGAUGAGGACAUCGGGUCACUCUCUCCUGGUAAAAUGGCAGACUUUGUGGUUCUAUCCGUGGAUUCAUGGGAUAAGUUUGCUGCAGAAGCUUCUGCUUCUGCUUCUGUUGAGGCUACAUACGUCGGUGGAUCACAAGCAUACUCCAAGAGUCUUAACGAAGACCUGUGAAGUGGAGUGGUGAAAAGGUAAUGUCAUUGAUGACCACAUCUUUCACGUUGUGUUGCUCGACAGGAGAAUGCUUUCUUGACUGUCGUCUUCUAACUUACGUGCAAGUCUAGGAAUCGAGAAACUCAUGGCCGCCUCGUCAUAGACGUCCGAUGGUCAUAGUCCAAGGUUCAUUUGCUAGAACCUAAGAAUCGUUGUUUGCAUCACACUCUGUUGUUUAUCUUUGUACCUGCUCGGUUGUGGUAAUGUCUUGUGAUCGUCUUCAUAAGUGAAAUUGCAUCAGUAGCUUUUAUUCAACGACAACUCUUGUUAAAAUCAAAUUUCAACUGAAAUA